Molecule: messenger RNA, 592 nt
Organism: Thecamonas trahens ATCC 50062
Lineage: Eukaryota; Apusomonadida; Apusomonadidae
Product: adenylate kinase isoenzyme 6
Exons: 2
Coding region: 11-544 (177 amino acids)
Cellular component (GO): nucleus; cytoplasm
Molecular function (GO): ATP binding; AMP kinase activity; ATP hydrolysis activity
Source: RefSeq, a predicted model, not a curated record
UCGAAGGGACAUGAGCCAGCGCAGCCGACCGAACGUGCUUGUGACGGGAACGCCCGGAGUGGGCAAGACCACCAUGUGUGAGCUGCUUGCCGAGGAGGCCGGCAUGAAGCACAUCAACUUUGGCUCAAUCCUUCUCGAGGGAGGCUUCAACGCCGGGUACAAUGCCGAGUUUGAUACCCAUGACGUUACUGAGGAGAACCUGGCGGAUGCAUGCGACUCGAUCGAGGCUGCGAUGGGCGAGGGUGGGGUCAUUCUGGACUAUGCGUCGUGCGACUACUUUCCGGAGCGGUGGUUCGAUCUUGUGGUGGUUCUGGUGGCCGAGACCAACUCGCUGUUCCCGCGGCUGGAGGCUCGUGGCUACAGCAAGAAGAAGGUGACGGAGAACAUGCAGGCCGAAAUCUUCCAGGUCGUCCUGCAGGACGCGUACGAGCUGUAUCCGAACGUCCGCAAGGAGACCCUGACGUCGAACACGGUCGACGAGAUGCAGGAGAACAUCGCGAGCAUCCAGCAGAUGCUGCAAGAGGUGGGGAGCGCGGCCAAGUGAGGGAGCGGAGGCGGAUGACGAAUCAAACAUGAAAGAGUAUAUGUGCGA